AUGGAGCAUAAGGCAUACUGGGCUUUGAUAUUUCUGAAUUUUGAUGAGGCUCUUUCAAGGGAAAAGAGGAAGUUGCAACUCUUGGAGCUGGAAGAAAUGAGAUUGAAUGCGUAUGAGUCUUCAAGAUUGUACAAAGAAAAAGUGAAGGCUUAUCAUGACAAGAAGCUGUUAAAGAAGGACUUUAGGCCAGGACAACAAGUGUUGUUGUUCAACUCAAGAUUGAAGUUGUUUCUAGGCAAACUAAAGUCUAAAUGGUCUGGACCAUUUACCAUCAAGGAAGUCAAGCCAUAUGGAGCAGUGGAAUUAUUUGACCCUUAG
Molecule: messenger RNA, 318 nt
Organism: Glycine soja
Lineage: Eukaryota; Viridiplantae; Streptophyta; Magnoliopsida; Fabales; Fabaceae
Exons: 1
Coding region: 1-318 (105 amino acids)
Source: RefSeq, a predicted model, not a curated record